Trichogramma pretiosum is the source of this 1101-nucleotide messenger RNA. It is a transcript of the gene CNPYb, whose product is annotated as protein canopy 4. The transcript has 5 exons. The record is from RefSeq and is a predicted model, not a curated record. Gene Ontology annotation, molecular function: signaling receptor binding. Gene Ontology annotation, cellular component: endomembrane system. The coding region runs from base 205 to 855 and encodes 216 amino acids. Lineage: Eukaryota; Metazoa; Arthropoda; Insecta; Hymenoptera; Trichogrammatidae.
CAUACCUAGAGUGUAGAUUUCUAUUAAACUUGCUGACAUUGCUGAAAGCACGUUUUUAUUCCUUGAAAACCCGGUAGAUUAGUCAAUUUUCAAAUCAUAUUAUGGUGGGGUUAUAAAAUAUUUAUCAAUUUCAGUAACUAUUUAUACGUAUUUUAUUGUUUUGGAAAAAUAAAAAUAAGUGAUUUUUUACAUGGGAAUUACAUUAUGAGAAUGUUGAAGUUCCUUUUAAUUCUUUUUUGUUUUUUUGUAAUCACUUACUGUGGCAGCCCAGAGGAAGAGGGUGUCAAGUAUGCAGACAAGUGUGAAGUUUGCAAAGUGGUUGCUAUAGAAUUGCAAAAUAAACUUGAUGAGACUGGAAAAACUAGCGAUGCUAUUGAAAUAGGUUAUUCCCUGGAUGAAAUAGCUCCCAAAAAGAAAAUAGCUUAUAAAAAGUCGGAAUUGAGAUUAAUUGAAUCGUUAGAGGAUGUUUGUACUAGAAUUUUAGACUAUAAUAUACAUAAAGAAAGAUCUGAUAGUUCUAGAUUUUCAAAAGGAAUGAGCCAAACUUUCAAAACAUUACAUGGAUUAGUUGAUAAGGGUGUUAAAGUUGAUUUAGGUAUUCCAUAUGAACUUUGGGAUAAGCCUUCGGUUGAGAUAACAACAUUAAAAACUCAAUGUGAAGAACUCAUAGAAAACCAUGAACCUGAUAUUGAAGAGUGGUAUUUUAAUCAUUUAGAAAAAGUUCCACUAUCAAAGUAUUUGUGUUCAGAAAGGUAUUUAAAAGAAUUAGAUGAUUCUUGUUUGAAAGAAAAAGGAGAUACUGGAAAAUUUGAUGCCGAAAAAACAGGAAGUGAUAAAGUUCAAGACGAAUUGUAAACAUUUAAAAUGAAUUUCAAAGUAUACUAUAUAUCAUAUCAUGUGUAAGUCAAGUCAGAGCUGUUAAAAUUAAUAUGAUAAAUCAUAUUGGUUAAACAAUUGAUUGUAUAAAAAUAAUUUUUCACAUAUGACCAUAAAUUUGAUUUAACUCAAAUAAGGUUUUAAAACCUAUUAUUUUGUUAAACAAUUUUUAAAUAUUGUCUGUUAGCAAAGGAUAAUUCAUACCAAAUAAAGUAUCAAUUUUAC